Molecule: messenger RNA, 2894 nt
Organism: Malania oleifera
Lineage: Eukaryota; Viridiplantae; Streptophyta; Magnoliopsida; Santalales; Ximeniaceae
Product: protein ACCUMULATION AND REPLICATION OF CHLOROPLASTS 6, chloroplastic
Exons: 7
Coding region: 244-2652 (802 amino acids)
Biological process (GO): chloroplast fission
Cellular component (GO): chloroplast inner membrane
Source: RefSeq, a predicted model, not a curated record
AUUGUUAGGCUUUUCAAACUUUUCAAAAGAUUUUCUAUUUUAUUCUAUUAUUUUAAUUUUCCAAAUUUUAGGGCCGUUCCCGAAGUUGUGUUCAGCAGCAAGCACUGGAGGACAGUCGACAUCUGAACAGUCUUCUAUCUGUAGAAUUUGAGAAGGAAAAUGAGGGAUGAGCUGCAGCAAGGACAGGGAAGAGGAAGCUGGAGGAGAUACUGAGUGCUGAGAUGUUUUAGCAGACAGACAUCAAUGGAAGCCCUUAUACACUUGGGCAUUGGUCUCCCCACAUUACCCUUCAACAACAAUCCAACAAGAAAGCCGUCCAAGCCCAGCCCCCGCGGCAGUCGCACCACCUGCUCCGCCAGCAAAUGGGCCGAUCGCCUUCUCGCCGACUUCCAUUUCCUUCCCACCACCACCGCAUCCGACGGCUCGGAUGACCCCCACCAUCGCCCUUCUUCCUCAACCACCACCGCCACUCUCACACCUCUCCCGCCUCCCCCUCUCGCGCCUCCUGAUCGCCACGUCUCCAUGCCCAUCGACUUCUACCAGGUUUUAGGCGCCGAAAGCCACUUCCUCGGAGACGGCAUUAGAAGAGCAUACGAGGCUAGGGUUUCGAAACCACCUCAGUACGGCUACACCCAAGAAGCCUUAAUUAGCAGGCGACAGAUUCUUCAAGCGGCCUGCGAGACCUUAGCAAACCCUAGGUCAAGAAGAGAAUACAAUGGAGGACUGGCCGAGGACGGACAUGAAACCAUACUCACUGAUGUUCCCUGGGACAAGGUGCCUGGAGCUUUGUGUGUCUUGCAAGAAGCUGGAGAGACCGAGGCAGUUCUUCAAAUUGGAGAGAGUUUGCUUAGAGAAAGGCUUCCGAAGUCAUUCAAGCAAGAUGUUGUUUUGGCAAUGGCAUUGGCUUAUGUGGACAUAUCUAGGGAUGUAAUGGCAUUGUCUCCGCCUGAUUUUAUUAUUGGCUGUGAGGUGCUGGAGAGGGCUUUAAAGCUGUUGCAGGAAGAAGGAGCAAGCAGUCUUGCACCAGAUUUACAAUCACAGAUUGAUGAAACAUUGGAAGAGAUCACCCCACGUUGCGUUCUUGAGCUUUUGGCUUUGCCCCUUGGUGAUGAGUACAGGAAAAGAAGGGAAGAAGGCCUUCAAGGUGUGCGCAACAUUUUGUGGGCCGUUGGAGGAGGGGGUGCUGCUGCCAUUGCUGGGGGGUUUACCCGUGAGGAUUUUAUGAAUGAGGCCUUCUUACGGAUGACAGCAGCAGAGCAGGUUGAUCUAUUUGCUGCCACACCAAGUAAUAUUCCAGCUGAAAGUUUUGAAGUUUAUGGAGUUGCAGUUGCACUUGUUGCUCAAGCCUUUGUGGGUAAAAAACCUCAUCUCAUUCAAGAUGCUGAUAACCUGUUCCAACAACUUCAGCAGAUUAAGGUAACGGCUCCAAGGAAUGAUGUCUCUGUUUAUCCUGUCAGAGAGAGCUGUGAAAUAGACUUUGCUUUGGAGAGGGGUCUUUGUUCUCUGCUUGUAGGAGAGCUUGAUGAUUGCCGCACUUGGUUGGGCUUAGACAGUGACAACUCAGUGUAUAAAGAUCCAUCUAUUGUUGAUUUUAUUUUGGAGAAUUCCAAAGACGACAAGGAAAAUGAGUGCCUUCAUGGGCUUUGUAAACUGUUGGAGACCUGGUUGAUGGAAGUGGUUUUUCCCAGAUUUAGAGAUACUAAAGACAUACAGUUAAAGCUUGGGGAUUACUAUGAUGAUCCUACAGUUUUGAGAUACUUAGAAAGGUUAGACGGAGUUGGUGGUUCUCCCUUGGCAGCAGCAGCAGCCAUAGUGAGAAUUGGGGCUGACGCAACUACAGUGCUUGAUAGUGUAAAGGCUAGUGCAAUUCAGGCACUGCAGAAAGUGUUUCCUGUUAGCCACCAGGGUGAAAACAUGAAACGCCAAGAAGAAGAUCAGAUGAACAACUCUGCUAUUGUCAUAGAAAGUGAGGUGCCUGUGGAGAAAGGCAAUCAAGUUGAUUCUGCCAAAGUGGCUGAGAUUUCUGGAACAAAUGUUUCCCAUCAGUUAUCUGACCAAGAAUUGAUUACUGACAAAAUUAAAGAUACUAGUGUGAAGAUCAUGUGUGCUGGGGUUGUUGUUGGACUACUGACUUUGGUUGGCUUAAAGUAUCUACAAACUAGAAAUGGCUCAUCUGUUAUACAUAAAGAUAUUGGUUCAGCAAUGGCAUCUGAUGUCGUAAAUGUCGGAUCUUCGGUAAUUGAGAAAUCUGAGGAGAUUCCUAGAAUGGAUGCAAGGUUGGCUGAAAGUCUGGUUCGCAGGUGGCAGAACAUUAAAUCAGACGCUCUUGGACCCAAUCAUUGCCUUGUAAAAUUGCCAGAGGUUUUGGACGGUCAGAUGUUGAAAAUAUGGGCAGAUCGUGCAAAUGAGAUUGCACAACACGGUUGGUUUUGGGACUACACAUUGUUAAACCUGACUAUUGACAGCGUAACUGUGUCGUUGGAUGGUCAGCGUGCCAUGGUGGAAGCAACUCUUGAAGAGUCUGCCCACCUAACAGAUGUGAUUCAUCCAGAGCACAAUGACUCAUACAGCACGACUUACACGACAAGGUAUGAGAUGUCAUAUUCUGAUUCAGGAUGGAAAAUCAUGGAAGGAGCUGUGCUCAGAUCAUAAUUAGGCGCGUGAAAAUAAUGCUCUCAUGUAAAUUCCAUAGCCUCCCACCCCCACCCCACCCCUCUUUUCUCCAAAAAAAAAAUAAGACUCUUUCUCUCUCUUUCUCUGUUUUCUUUCACAUGUAUAAGUAGGUUGUAGUGAGCCUGGAGGCUUUCACUGUCUUGAGCAUAUACUGAUAUAUUAUUUCCUUCAGCAUCUGGGCAACUAACCCAGAAAUAGCAUAAGAAAAUUUUGAUUUCCAA